AUGCACAAAGACAAGUUCCUCAGCCUUGCUUACGUAUGGAUAGGAGGAUUGCUGCCUCUCCUGAAGCCGGAGAAAAAAGACUUGACCGGCAAGACUGUAGUCGUCACAGGCGGCAACUCCGGAGUUGGCUAUGGAUUGGCCUUGCAGUUGGCAGAGAUGGGCGCUUCGGUCUACAUUGCUUGCCGCAGUGAAGUUCGGGCAGCCAAGGCACGGAACAGUAUGCUGGAGAGCUGUCCGGAUGCGAAGAUUGGGAUUGAGAUUCUUGACACGGCAUCCUUCGAGUCAGUAAAGGCUUUUGCGGCGAACUGGAAUCACGGACGGAUCGACAUCCUCGCGCACAAUGCGGGCAUCACCCUUCCGCCACAUGGCAAGGAGUUCACAGAGGACGGCUACGAGUACCUGUAUCAGGUCAACAUCCUAUCCUCGUUCCUAUUGACAGGCCUGCUGGACUCCGAGGGAAAGCUGGCCGAGGAUCUGCGUGUGUUGUUCACCUCCAGUGUCGCAGCCUACGAGUCUUCGAUCCCGGACGACUUCAGCGUUGCCAAAACCCAGCUCAAGAGAGAUCCGCAAAUCCAUGGCGACGACCGACUGGCCGACAGAUACUCGCACACAAAACUAUUGCAAGUAGUCUUCGCUCGAGCCUUGCAAGUGCAGUUUGAACGUGAUCCCGGCAACAAGCGACUCGCAUUCUCUUGGGAGCCAGGUCUGACGCGAACCAAAAUCUUCGAAGACGUACCAAAUGCGCGGUGGGACUUGCGAUUCUGGUUGGUCUCCAAUGUCAUGCCUUAUGUCGGGAUUGACGAACGUCAAGGCUCUGCUACAGGGGUGCAUCUUGCUACGAGUGACUCUCCGGAUGUCCUUGGCAAUAAGGGUCGCAUGUUCAAUCGCAUGAAGGCGAGAUGGCUUGAGGUUGAUGGGUACUCUCAGGAGAAGCUCGAGCGGGUUUGGACGAGGUUCGCGGCGGAUGCUGACAUCUCUUGGCCGUGGCGAAAUUAG
Messenger RNA from Zymoseptoria tritici IPO323, 996 nucleotides. RefSeq lists its product as uncharacterized. The transcript is spliced from 3 exons. The coding region runs from base 1 to 996 and encodes 331 amino acids. Lineage: Eukaryota; Fungi; Ascomycota; Dothideomycetes; Mycosphaerellales; Mycosphaerellaceae. The record is from RefSeq and is a predicted model, not a curated record.